UCCAAAUGGCACUCAAUCUGAAGCGCAAAAGAGGAAAGGAAAACAGUUCGCGAGGCUCGAAGAAGAGACAGUUAACUCCCGAGGCCGAACAUGAAAAUGGCGUGCAAGCCGUCGAGAACUCCGGGAGCGAAAGCGAAGAUGCCGCGCUGCCAGAGGAUGGCCAUUCUGCAUUGGAGGCGAAUGGUCCUGAUGACGCGAGUGAAGCAGGGGAGGAUGGCGCGGAGGGAGAAGACGAAGAAUGGGAAGGCACGGGUGUAUCUAUGGAUGUUGACGGAGAGCCCCACCACGAGCGUGGGGGAAAGCCCAAGAAACCACCCACUGGAGACGAAGUCAGAGCGAUCAAGGAAGCUACCGACCUGUUCAGGUCCGGCUCGUUUAAAUUGCAGAUUGAUGCUUUACUCCCGAACGUCCGUCCGAAACCCUCUCGCAUGGCGCCUCUGGACCGCUUCCUUCUCGCUUUACAUUUGUGUCUAUCCUCGCUCCCAUCAGUUGACCCUCAGCAUCCCUUGGAAGCCGCGCGAUCACUAUUGAACAACGAGAUUCCAGGGAACCCUCCCAAAAGCAAAUCCAAAAGCAAGGGUAAAAUGAAGGCUAGUCCGCCGUCAACAUCCAUCUCCGUCCCGUACCCGUUGCCCUUACCCUCUGAGGAUGCAAACUGGAAAGUGGUGUUCGAAAAACCUGCAGAUGUGUUUCUAGUGGGAAGCUGGGCGAACAAAGUCAGCGUCAAAGCGAAGGAUGGUGAACCUUGGAGUGUAGACGUUGCGGUCGAGAUGCCCUCAAACCUAUUCCAAGAAAAAGACUACCUGAACGGACGCUUUUUUCACAAAAAAGCGUAUUACUUGGCUGUCUUAGCUAGACACAUUGUUGACUCAAACAGUGGGCUAAACGUGGAUACAUUCUACGAAUCCAGUGGUGGCGAUCUUCGGCUGACCACACUUGUGUUGCGUCCGCGACAGGAUGGCUCUCAAACUGACUUCACAAAGCUCAAUGCCCAAGUCAGAAUCAUCCCUGUCCUGCCACCAUCGUCUCCGAUCCCUCUUUCCCGCCUCUCUCCGCACCGUAGUAACUUCCGAGUUCAUCACCUGACAGAAAGCGAUGCACCUCCCGUCGAGUCAACAUCCGAGAGUCUUCCGACCCCGAUUUAUAACACUGCUUUCCUUCUAUCUGUUACCCCCAAACCGCAUCUGCUAUCCGUACAUGCACUGAAACAAGAUAUACCAUCGUAUGCUGAUGCGCUGGCUCUCCUCCGUAUAUGGGCGAACCAACGAGGCUAUGGCGAAGGCAAAAAGAUGUGCGUGCGAGGCUUCCAAGGGCGUGGCGCCUGGUGGAGCAGUCUGUUGGAGAUGGUAGUGAACGGUGAAGAACCAGUGGUUAAUGCCAUUAGCAAGACGACACGAAAAAGGCCACUAGGCAAGGGGCUCAGCUCUUAUCAGCUGUUCAAGGCCGCCUUGAGCUUUCUAAGCCGUCAUGACUUUGUGAGUGAGAGAACAUUUGUCAAGAGCAGAGAGGGCCAUCGUUUUCCUCCAGAGACGUACACAUCUCAUGAUGGAGCAGUUUUCGUAGACUCAUCAUCGUUGAUCAAUCUGUUGGCAGGUGUUCCUCUUGCCUCGCUUGACAUGCUCAGAUAUGAUGCCAAAAUAACGUUGGAGAUAUUGGACAACAACACAGUCUCAAACGACCCUUUCCCGGACGUUUUCUUGAAGGAAAGCCGAGAUCUCUUAAAUCGAUAUGACGCCUUGAUACGUGUUGACAUCUCUUCAGCCAAAAUACGUUGUCCAUCGUUGCAUGAAACACUUGAGCAUGGAUCACCGUCCAACGCAUUAUUCAGUUCUCUCGCAUCCUUGCUUCGCCGUGGUCUUGGCCAACGCAUCAAAGGACUGGCAAUCCUCCAUCCUUCUCUCCGACCUCGAUCUUUAUCCCAGGCACAUCCUUCAAACCCCUCUCUCAUUUUCAUCGGACUAAUAUUCAACGCCGAGCAUGCAUUCCGACUAGUUGAUCACGGUCCUACGGCGUCAGAAGCUAUCUCAAAGGCCGCAGAGGAUUUCCGCGAUUUCUGGGGAGAUAAGGCCGAGCUUCGCCGAUUUAAAGACGGAAGCAUCGUUGAAAGCGUUGUCUGGGAUGUCAAGAGCGCAGACGAACGAGCCCAUAUUCCGACCAUGGUCGUGCGACACAUCCUGGCCCGACAUUUCAAUCUUCAUGAAGACGUGGUGGUCACAUGGCAGCCCGCGUUUGAUAGUGUCUUGAGGCUGCCAGAGUCUAUCUCGUCAUUGUAUCGCUCUGCGGGCAUGUCUGCAGGUUUCAAAGGCGCUAUGGCUGCUUUUGACGAACUCGUCAAGAUUCUCAAGAGUCUGGACAAAGAUCUUCCAUUAUCAAUCCUCAAUGUCAGCCCUGUGUCGGAAUCUCUGCGCUACACUAGUGCCUUCAAUCCUGUUGCCAUACCUGUAUCCUCUUCCACAUCUCUUCCCCAAUGUGCCCGAUACGUUCCACCGAUGGAGAUCAUCUUGGAAUUCGAGAAGUCAGCACGGUGGCCAGACGACCUACGGGCUAUCCAGAAAAUGAAGUUGGCAUUCUUCGAGCGGAUGACAGCUGCUUUGACGAACGCUGUGGACGGUGUCCGUGCACAAGUUGUCGUUGGCGACGGUGUCACAGGGUCGCAAAUCCAAGAUCAAUCCCGAUUGGAGAUCGUGACGAGCCAAGGUUGGGUAUUCUUGGCACGGAUAUGGCACGAUCGCGAGGCAACACUGUUGCACCGGAUCGUCGAUGAGCAGCUACAUGUGCCAAAAGCGCUAGAAAUACCGAGUGAGGAUCCACGCAAGGCUCAGGAUCGGGAGGAGGCCACGCAUGCAUUGGAGUUAUACACUCGGGAGUUCAUUCAUUCGCCUCGACAUCAUCGUGCCAUUGCGGUGCUGUGUCAUCGUUUCUCUGCCUACGCGGGAACAGUCAGACUAGUCAAGAGAUGGUUGGCGGCGCAUUGGCUAUUGCACAGUCAAGUUGGCGAAGAGGUUGUGGAAAUUCUCUGUGCCUCCAUCUUCCUUGGUCGAGGGCCAACAUCAAAGUCGGGACAGGUAUAUGAGAAUGUGCCGGAAAGCAGGGAGCGCGGAUUCGCGCAGGUCAUCCGAUUUUUGAAAGACUGGAAGUGGGCAGACAGCGUCUUUGUGCCGCUUUAUGGCGAGGCGGAGGGUGGACUCGAUCCAAGCAAGGCUUCUGCUCCCGUUGGCGCGAAGAGCGUGUGGACAGUAUCAACGGAGUUUGAUAAGGGCGGCCAUAUGUGGACAACUCAGGGCCCUGACCUUAUUGCUGCCCAUCGUGUGCGCGCAUUAGCAAAGGCUACGUGGGAUUGCUUGCAAGGGAUAGAGACACACGCAUUAGAUGUGAAGUCUCUCUUCAUCCAUCCCAUCGACGACUACGAUUUUGUCAUCCAACUCGAGCAAUCAGUUCUCCCGCGCUACUACCAAAACAUUACUGCAGAUCCUAGUGCAUGGGCUAGGAAAGGCAAAUUCGCGAAUCUACCUCAAAAUGACGAGACAGGCACUCCCCGGCCUGGAUUUGACCCUGCGCAGAUGUUCGUUGACGAUCUCAAGCGCAUCUACACAGACACUCUGAAAAUAUUCUAUGAUCCACUUGGUGGUGAUAGAAUUGGCGCAGUCUGGGACCCCAGCCUCAAGCAGGCUCGACCAUUCCGCGUCUUCAAUAACUUUUCCAGUAUUCCAAUCGCUAAAGGGAAUGAGAAGGGUAAAGACAAGGAUAAAGGGCUGGUGACCCUGAACGAAAGCGCAGUAUUGAGUGAGAUCGCUCGUUUGGGUGCCGGUCUAGUCAAAAAUUGAUCGAGGGCAAGUAUAUUGUCCUCUACGAUCUAAUCCACCCGCAUGAUCAGGUUCAUCAUGUAUAUGGCUUCGCGCGUACACUGUAACAAACACAGGAAUACU
Heterobasidion irregulare TC 32-1 is the source of this 3926-nucleotide messenger RNA. It is a transcript of the gene nrap1, whose product is annotated as nucleolar RNA-associated protein 1. The record is from RefSeq and is a predicted model, not a curated record. NCBI's taxonomy places the organism in Eukaryota, Fungi, Basidiomycota, Agaricomycetes, Russulales, Bondarzewiaceae. Gene Ontology annotation, biological process: tRNA export from nucleus; rRNA processing. Bases 6 to 3824 code for a protein of 1272 amino acids. The transcript is spliced from 12 exons. Gene Ontology annotation, cellular component: UTP-C complex; CURI complex; small-subunit processome.